UCAAACACGUGCGGACACAUACGUGGGCGAUGAACUAUGGUGCUCCACUCAGCUGUUAAGCAGCUGGUUUGUUUUACGUCCCACCAAUGUUACAGUUACCUGCUUGUGUUUUUUUUACCGUACUUAAUUCGAGCCUCGUGAUUUGUCGAAGCACAGAGCUGGCUGCUUACGAGAACCAACUGGUACGUGAGACUAAAAGUUUUUAAAGCAAAUCGUGCCAUUGAGUGGAACAAAGUAAGGAAACCUAAGCGCUGCAAAAUACCAGUCUCUUCGCCCCUCUGUUCCCCGCCAGCUUGGCUCCCCUGUGAAAGCAACAAGCGGAAAGGAUGAGUGCAACCGCAGUAAAUACCAGCGCCGACGGCAGCGCGAUCUCCGCCAAAGGCAAGUCUGCCAGAUUCGCUGCGGUCAGAAGCGUCCAAAUCUACGAAGAAGCGGCCGAAACAACCGAGGCUACCAUGGCUGCCAUAUUAGAAUCCUUCGACCACGCAUUCCUACGCGACGACGACCUUCCUGACGCCGCAGCGGAGGCCGGCGGGCAGCAGCAGCAGCCUCGGUGCCAGUUCAUCGACGUUGGCUGCGGACCCGGAACUUUCACGCUGAAGCAGCUGUUGCCCCGUCUGCCGUCCCGGUGCCAGAGGCUCGUGGCGGUCGACAACUCCGAGGCCAUGCUGGACUUUGCGCGAGAGCACAGGGCUGACCCGCGGAUAGAGUAUAGAACCCUAGACCUGGCGGCUGAAGUCGACGUCGCUCGAUUUGUACGUGAGCACGGACGUUUCCAAAGGGUCUACUCGUUCCUGGCGAUACACUGGACGGCCGACCAGCGUAGCGCCAUGAGGAAUAUCGAGACGCUAAUGGCACCUGGCGGGGAGUGCUUCCUCGUGUUCUCGGACAACAUAGUGCUGUUUGACAUCUUCAAGGCCAUGAUGACUCAGCCGCGGUGGGCGAAGUACUCGGACAGGUUAAAACCUUACAUCCCAGAGACCGCUGGAAUGAAGGACAUUAGGUCUCUGCGCUCGCACCUGGCCAGCAUUGUGAGCGCGACAAACCUCAUUCCGCUUGCUUGCGAAGUGUUUCGUACCAAGGCCAUCAUGAAGCUGAGCCGCGACAUAUCUCCAGAUUUCUUCGUCUUGUUGAACCCUGUCUACCCCCUGCUAGAGGAAGCUGAAAAAGCUGAACUGAAGAAGUUCACACUCGACUUCGUCCGUAAACACAGCACCACCGGGGACCCUUACAAGGAACAGAUAAUGCUCGUCAUCCACGCAUACAAGUCUACCAACUGAAAAACAAGAGGAAAGGAACGCUCGUACUUUUUUCCAAUUUUCGCGUGUGCGUUCUAAAUUGGCCAGAUUUAUCUCCAUCUUCAAAACUACCCUCUUAAUGUCGAAUAUAUGUAUCUCUGUAGUCUCCAAGUAUCCUAAAUAAA
Dermacentor silvarum is the source of this 1423-nucleotide messenger RNA. Its product is annotated as trans-aconitate 2-methyltransferase-like. NCBI's taxonomy places the organism in Eukaryota, Metazoa, Arthropoda, Arachnida, Ixodida, Ixodidae. The transcript has 5 exons. Bases 327 to 1280 code for a protein of 317 amino acids. The record is from RefSeq and is a predicted model, not a curated record.